CUCUCCGGGCUUGAGGGAGGUGCAGGGUGCCGAGUCCAUCUAAAACGCGGACGCGACGGAGCGUAGCUUGGGGACCACGGCGACUCCAGCCUGCCCGAGGCCCCGGAGGAGGAGGGGCGCCGCGGCGAGCCUGGGCUAGGCAGGCGGCGGGAGCUCGGCGGGAGCGCUCCGCUGCGCCGGGGCUUGCCAAGAUGCCCGUCAUGGUAGGAGAUAUCAUGAAGCUGCUCUGCUCCAUCUCUGAGGAGAGGAAGAUGAAGGCGGCCGUCAAGCACUCUGGGAGGGGCGCCCUGGUCACGGGGGCCGUGGCCUUCAUCGGGGGCUUAGUUGGAGGCCCACCCGGACUAGCUGUUGGGGGGGCUGUCGGGGGUCUAUUAGGUGCCUGGAUGACAAGCGGACAGUUUAAGCCAGUUCCGCAGAUCAUAAUGGAGCUGCCACCCGCCGAGCAGCAGAAGCUCUUUAAUCAAGCCACUGCCAUCGUCAGGCACCUGGAGUGGACGGACGCUGUGCAGCUCACCACACUGGUCAUGGGCAGUGAGGCCCUGCAGCAGCAGCUGCUGGCCAUGCUGGUGAACUAUGUUACCAAGGAGCUCCAGGCCGAAGUCCAGUACGAUGACUAGGUCGUUUCUCCUGGGAUGCGGGGGUCUCAUGUACGUGAUUUGGACUCACAGAAGGGGACUGGGGGGUGGGAAAGCCCCACAUCAGUGUAUUACCUUAUAUGGAAUGAAAUCUGCCGGAGGGGCUACUGCUGCACUCUAUCAUGUUCUGGAGAUGAUUUAUGAAGAUGUUGUGCUUUGGGGUCGUGUGUGCUAAUAUGCACUGACCACCCUUUGGCUGGGAGGCUGGUGAAGAGUGACAUUGGUGACAGCUUUCUAGGUCCACUCUUACACUGGAGUGUGGUGGAAGGCCCUCAUGUUCUGCCUCCUCACCUGUGAAGGAGUCCUGUCCUAAGCACCUGU
This is a messenger RNA of Hyaena hyaena (striped hyena), 956 nucleotides long. It is a transcript of the gene CUNH19orf12, whose product is annotated as chromosome unknown C19orf12 homolog. The record is from RefSeq and is a predicted model, not a curated record. The transcript is spliced from 3 exons. Lineage: Eukaryota; Metazoa; Chordata; Mammalia; Carnivora; Hyaenidae. The coding region runs from base 192 to 617 and encodes 141 amino acids.